CGUUAUCAACUACUGUCAGAGGCAGUUUUAUUUAAAUAUUACUGCCUUUUCUAGUCAUUAUUCCAGGUGAUGUUUAAGCUAAUUCUCGCUAGCUUGACAGCUGCAGUUUCCCCGUUAGCCAAAUUGACGGCAGCUAACUGUCUUCAGUCGCUCUCCGAGGUCCUGAAAUGCUUUCUAGUCCUUAAAGAUGUAACCUGUAAACACAGCGAAGCUGUGUUAUUUUAGGUCACACUUUGCAUCUCGUUUACUAAAAGCUAUUUCUUCGCUUGUGCUUUCUCACCUAGCUGCUAACUAGCUUGUAGCCUGGCCAAACAUUUGACAAAUAAAGGUGAGGAUCAGUGUUUUUGCCGCAGAGAAAAUGUCAAAAAGAGACGAAGCUGACGUCUACAGCAGGGAUCUGGUUUCUGACACAAACUGAUGCAGGCAGGAGGGAGAGAAAACAGGAUGAAAGAUCAGUGACCCAGACAAUUUUGUUCACGAGCAAAUCAAGUGACACUUCCACAGAGGAAGCAGAUUUUAUUCAAGAUUGUGGUGGUGUCAUCCCCCACCUUCAUCCUUGGACAACAUGACAUCCUCCAUGCUCCGAAGACAGCUGAAGAACCUGGUCCAGAACUACUCUGAGGCUGAGGUCAAGGUUAGAGAGGCCACAUCCAAUGACCCUUGGGGUCCGUCCAGCUCUCAGAUGGCUGACAUUUCUGAUCUUACCUACAACGCAAUAGCCUGCAGUGAGAUCAUGACUAUGCUGUGGAAACGGCUGAAGGAUGAUAAGAACUGGAGACACAUCCACAAGUCUCUGACGCUGCUGGAGUACCUGCUGAAGACCGGCGAUGAUCGUGUGCUUCUGAAAAUGAAAGAAAACAUCUACAUCGUUAAAGCCCUAACAGAGUAUCGCUUCGUAGAAAAGGAUGGCAAAGACCAGGGUGUAAAUGUAAGAGAGAAGGCCAAAGUUGUUCUUGUUCUUAUGGAAGAUGAUGAGAAACUGAAGGCAGAAAGAGAGUUUGCUUUCAAGACGAGAGAAAAGACGUCCAAAGGCGCUGCAGCUUCAUCCGCAGACAACGUUAAAGAUCCUGGCUACAAACCGGUGUAUGUUCCCGGAGCUACAGGGCUUCCAUCCUUGGACAACAUACCCUCUGUGGCUGACUUGACUGCGUCUUUUGCUGCCCGUAAGGAGGAGCGACUUCGACAGGAAGCUGAAAAGAAAGAAGUAGACAGAAGGGCCAAGCUGAGUGAAGACGAGCUAGCAUGGGAGGAUGCAGGCAAAUCCAAUGAUGCAAAAAGUGACGCUUGGGGAGGCGAAAAAGAGGAGGAGAAAGAGGAAGUUAAGAAGGACCCAUGGGGAGCCCCGAAAAAACCUAGUAGUGAUCCUUGGGGGGCACCAGCAAAAACGGAGGAAGAUCAAAUAGAAACAGGAGAAACUGAUGAGGAUCACUUUGCAGCACCAAAAGACAAACCUGAUCCCUUUAGUUCUUCUAAUGGCGAUCCAUUCAAUGCUCCUAAAGAUGAUCCAUUUGGGGCUCCCAAGGACGAUCCGUUCAAUGCUCCCAAGGACGAUCCGUUCAGUGCUCCCAAGGACGAUCCGUUCAAUGCUCCCAAGGAUGAUCCAUUCAAUGCUCCCAAGGAUGAUCCAUUCAAUACUCCCAAGGAUGAUCCAUUCAAUGCUCCCAAGGAUGAUCCAUUCAAUGCUCCCAAGGAUGAUCCAUUCAAUGCUCCCAAGGACGAUCCGUUCGGUGCUCCCAAGGAUGAUCCAUUCAAUGCUCCCAAGGAUGAUCCGUUCAAUGCUCCCAAGGACGAUCCGUUCAAUGCUCCCAAGGACGAUCCGUUCAAUGCUCCCAAGGACGAUCCGUUCAAUGCUCCCAAGGACGAUCCGUUCAGUGCUCCCAAGGAUGAUCCGUUCAAUGCUCCCAAGGACGAUCCGUUCGGUGCUCCCAAGGACGAUCCGUUCGGUGCUCCCAAGGAUGAUCCAUUCAAUGCUCCCAAGGAUGAUCCGUUCAAUGCUCCCAAGGACGAUCCGUUCAAUGCUCCCAAGGAUGAUCCGUUCAAUGCUCCCAAGGACGAUCCGUUCGGUGCUCCCAAGGACGAUCCGUUCGGUGCUCCCAAGGACGAUCCGUUCGGUGCUCCCAAGGACGAUCCGUUCGGUGCUCCUAAAAACGACCCUUUUAUCACCCAAACUGACGAUCCUUUCAUUGCACCAGUAUCAACAACGCCUAAAGAAGAACCCUUCCCAGAGCCAUCAUUAUCUAAAGGUGGCUCUUUCACUUCUCCCACAACACCUCCUAACGAUGCUUUUACAUCACCAACCCAACCUGUUCAAAACGACCCCUUUGCUGCACCCCCAACACCACCGAAAGAAGAUCCUUUUGCUACAUCACCCAAGUCUACAAAAGAUGACCCCUUUGCUGCACCUGUGUCUUCUCAAGAGGAUUCCUUCUCGACAGCAUCAAAACCCACAAAGGAUGACCCGUUUGCUGUGCCUUCUUCGCCACCAAAGGAGGACCCUUUCACAGUCCAAUCCAGUCCACCAGAAGAUCCCUUCCAUGCCCCUCCAGUGUCUUCGCCCCAAGACAAAGCAGAUGAGUGGGGUGCCUCAACCACUUCUCAAACCACAGGGCCUGAUGCUUGGGGGGAUGCUCCAAAGGGUGGCGAUCCCUGGGGCGAUGGAACGAGUGCCUCUUCACGAGAUGAUAAUUGUAACCCAUUUGGAGAUUCGUCCAAACCAGACAAUGACCCAUGGGGUGCUCCAGCGUCGGCUCCGGCCUCCACGGAUGAUGCUUGGGGGACGCCUGCCUCCCCCUUGGACUCGUCUGGCGACCCGUUUGGAGAUGGAUCUAAAAACAACGAUCCGUGGGGGGCGCUGAGCAGCGCCAGCGCAGGGAAGCGGACGGCGAAGGAGGAGGAAACGUGUAAAAAGACCGGUUUGUUUUUGGGCUCGGCGGGGGCGGCGCUGGUUGACCUGGACCAUCUGUUCGCCCCUGACCCAAAACCUAAACGUCACUCCCACAGCAACACGCUCGCUGCUCAGACACCAGCCAUCGGCCCUCUCAAAGCCAAAGGGAUGGCAUCUGCUCCUUUGGACAGAUCCGGGGCUUUUGCCGACCCUUUAGCCCAAAACCACGAUCCCUUCAGUCCCAGCCUAACACCCGCUCACGGAGCCAUUCCUCCCAUUUUCGGAGCUGCGGAGACGGCACAGCUUAAGGAACCAUUAUGGGCGGUUGGAGCACCUCUCUCCGCCCCCUGUGUGUUCCGUGCAGCUCAGGUGGCUCCAGAAACUGGAAAGGUCCCACCUACCUUUGUCAUAGGAAAUCCGCAGAGAGAAAUGGGAAUGAUGCCGCUGGGAUAUCCUGCUGAGGAUCCUUUGGGAACAGCUGAUGUGUCGAGUUCUUCUGACUCGGCAGGACUAAACCCGUUUAUCGGCUACUCUCCUCACACCAAAGAGGAAGGCUUCCUGGAUGAGUCGAUCACCAUCGGUGACAAUCCGUUCCUCCUCUGAUCUUCUGAAGUGUUUUUCUAUUCCUCUGUGAUGUUUAUGCUUCUGGAACUUCAACGGAGCAGAGAUUAGAUCUGCAUGCUGUUCUAAAAUUAUAAAUGAAGGAUCAGUUUUAUUCGUGUAGCCUCUGGUUUCUGCUCAUCACGUCUGCUGAGCCUGAGGAACACGUCUGCAAAGUUCUGUUCAGCAUCCCAUAAUUACACGCGUGUAACCAGAUCAGUAACGGCUUUGUUCUCGUCUCGUUGGGACCGAUUACAGGAAGUUACGUCAGUUUUAUCCCAAACCGUAAAACCGAGCCAAAGUGUUGUUCAAGAGGAUUAACUCAGGUUAAUUUUAUCCCCCGUGGCGGCCUUCCUCUCGUCUUAGUAAUCUCCACCAAAAUCAAGCUAGCAGAGCUGGCACGGCAGCUAGCUAGCGUCACCGGCUCGCCUCUCGUGGGAGGGGUUUCUUACAUGAGGACGAUUCUAAAUGGGCUUCCCAGGACCGGGGAUCCUAGUCGGUAAAAUAACGGCAGCCGGAUUUCUUUACUUUCACUUCUCACCUGAGCAGGUUUCUCAGCUCAGACUCGUUUUGUGUCUGAAACAGAAGCCGAGGUGUUGCGUGUUCAAAGUUAACUCAACUUAAUGUCGAGGAAACCAAACGACAACUUUAUAAACACAGAAGAGACGACUCUUCAGGUAAAGACUCAGCCGCCCCCUUACAGCUUAAGAAGGGAGACUCGCUCGAGGACCGGUGGUCUGAAGGAGCAAGAGGCCAUCUUUGGAGGAGAUCCGAGGUCCUGUGGUCUGAACCCGACACAAACCUCCACACUCUGCUCCUUCUGCUUUGAAGUGACAAAGUUACUCCGAUGACAAAGGAGGUGUUUAAAAGACAAAUAAGUCCAGUUGCUGUUUUUUUGUGAAACUACUAAGAAAAUCAGGCUUCGGUACAUUUAUUAUUAUUCAAUAUUCAUAUUAUUGAGUUGAGUUAUUUAUACGACACCGAUUCAUAAGAGUCGUCUCGAGGCACUUCAGAGCAAACAUUCAGUUCACGAUGCCAGUUAGUUAGCAGGUGGCAUCGAGUCACUGACUUGUGUCAGUGAGUCCCCACCCUGAGCAAGCAUGUAGCGACAGUGGAAAGGAAAACUCCCCUUAAACAGGAAGAAACCUCCGACAGGACCUUUUCUUUUCCGUUUCUUCAAGCGGCCGAUUCAGUAAAAUGAAUCCGUUUAUGGAGACGCAGGUCUGCGUGAACCCAAACCCAACAUCAGAGCCUCGUUUGGACCUACGACCACGCGCUGGACAGGAACCAGAGGCUGGUUAGUUUGUGUGAAACGAUCCUAAAACAUCAAAUUAACAGAAACUCUUAGAUUCAUGUACUGGUCUGAGAAACAGACCAUGUGAGUGUUUCCCUAAAGCUUUACCGUGUCGUGGUUCUUUGGUGGGAAAGACUUCCCCAACCUGUAGGUGCGUGUGUGUGUGUGCGUGUGUGUGUGCGUGUGUGUGUGUGUGCGUGUGUGUGUGUGCUGUAUUGUGCUGAUGUAAAUAGUCAAAGUACUUACUGAUAAAUCUGGAAGUAUUCUGUAUUUCAGAGUGUUACAAUCACAAAUAUCUAUUUAUUGAUCUAUUUAUUGAUUUAAUUAUAGCCUGAUGAGUCCUGGAGGCCUCCAGUAAAGGUCAACCAGGCAGGUCGCUUCAGGAAACGGUUCAGGAUGGUGUUCGGAGUCUCUGGGUCCUUCUGAGUUUAUGUCGGCGUGAAUAAAGCGGAUCUGCUUCGUUCCCGCUCUGUGCAUGCAUCCUGACAUCCCGCGUGUGUGUUUUUAUCCGUUUGUGCGUGAAAUUCCCUUCAGCGGAGUCUGGCCGGAUGGAUGAAUCCAAGGAUUUAGUUUCUUUAGACAUCAGCAGGAGCUGGGAACCGGUUUUCCACCCUGAAAGGAGAUUCUGGAAGUUUUCCAUUUGGUGGGAAAAGCUAACAGAGGAAUUGGAUAGAAUCUGCGUGGAUUACUGUAUGGAAGGUAUCCAGACAUCCCAUAAUACUUUUUAAAAAGUUCUUCUCAUUCAGAAGAGUUUGUCUGUUCUGACAAACCCUCUCACAGGAAGUGAGUAAGAGCCGUGAAAGUCCACUUCCUGUCUGCUGGAGAUCAGUCUGGUCAAGGUGAGAGAGGGAAGAAGCGUCAGAAUGAUGAGUGGUCCAUCUGGCUAAUAUUUAUUUAUUUUUCUGACUUAAUUUUGUAUGAAAUGAAUUUAUUUUGUCGUGUAUUUAAAUUUAAAGCUGUGUUGUAAACUGUGACGGUAUCUGAGUAUAUUUGAGAAAUAAAAUAAAACAAGAAGUCACCUCA
Molecule: messenger RNA, 5801 nt
Organism: Nothobranchius furzeri (turquoise killifish)
Lineage: Eukaryota; Metazoa; Chordata; Actinopteri; Cyprinodontiformes; Nothobranchiidae
Product: epsin-2
Biological process (GO): endocytosis
Cellular component (GO): endosome; plasma membrane; clathrin vesicle coat
Molecular function (GO): clathrin binding; phospholipid binding
Source: RefSeq, a predicted model, not a curated record